GUUGACGCAAACCGAAAGCAUUCAUGGGAACCAUGACAGCAGCAUAGUUACCAGCUCUCAGCAGCGUAGCUGCUGAACCUAAAGUCCAACGACAUUGGUAGCGUUGACGAGCUGAACUGUACAGAGUAAGACGUCGAAACGAAAACCUAACCGGAAGCUUCAACGCCUCAACCCUUUUCUCUGUUGUGUAACGGAAGCUGCGCGCGGAUCCAGGCGACUGUCUUGCGGCGGCGCAGCUGCUGCGAAUCACAGGCAGCAGUGACAGCCUGAAGGAUCCGCUGCCUGGAGGUCGUCAAUCUGCAGCUGCUGGAUUUCCGUGAACAAUGCCUGUGGACCUGCUGCCCGAGUGUCCUGCCCGUGUGGAUUACACUGCUCUAAACUUCUUGCUGCUAAAGAAAAUUUCCAAAAAUCCUUAAUGGUCGUUUCGUUUUAAGAGCAUAAAGUCUUAGGACUGCCAUGUAGGAGAGCUUUUCAUCCAGUAAAGGGCUAAUUAGAAAAAAAAAAAAGUAUCAGGUCUUGUAUCAAGCCUUCAGCCUACAACCAGGUGCCUUUUUCCUUCCCUGUCCCAGUACCAUGCUUGGUGCUCUUAUGCUGAAAAGAAACAUGUCCCAGAAGUUAGGUGCGCUCCUGCUGGUGUUCGGUUUGGUCUGGGGACUCAUGCUGCUGCGCUACACGGUGCAGCAGCCUCGCCGCCAAAGCAGUGCAGAGUUACGCGAGCAAAUACUGGAGCUCAGCCAGCGAUAUGUCCGAGUGCUUACUGAGGAAAACCAGAAUGCUCCUGGCGGACCGCAGGGAAACUCCAUGUCUGGUUAUGCCGAUCUGAAGAGGACUAUAGCUGUAUUGUUGGAUGACAUUCUGACACGUUUGGUCAGGCUGGAGGGCAAACUUGAACUGGUGGUUAAUGCCUCCUCCACAAACUCCUCCCACGCAGCUGGAGGCGUCCUUGCCCCUGCUCCUGAGGCCUUGCAGAAAGCGGCGAAGCCGGAAGCGCCUGAGACGUUGCACCUUAACCAGCCGAUCCGCAACAGGCCUCGACCGCAUUAAGGUUUUAUAUGAAGGCAAAUAUAUAAAAUAAGCAAUAUAGAUAUUUAUUGAAAUCCAGACUCUUCAAAUCUGGGACUCAUCUAAGAAAUAAUCCGUUAAAUUGAAAAAAAAAGUUAAAAAUGAAAGAGGAACUCCUUUUGUUUUACUGCUAAUCGUCACUCUGAACUCUUAUUUUUUUUUUUUUACAUUUGACUGCUUAAUUUCCUUUGCUUUUAUUAUCUUUUUUUUUAAUUUUACUAGAGACUGGAAGUCAAACAAAUAAAAGGCCUACAGCAAAACGUUAUAUUAGUUUUCAUCAUUUGAUAAAUUUGCUACAAUUCUAAAGCUAAAUUAAGUCUUGCUGGUUAGAAUUGGCACAUAGAUGAAGAAUUAGCCGGGUUCACUUUAGCUGUUCAAAUCAUUCAACAGAUGUAACCCGAGGAACAUGUUUGCACUUCAUUAAAGGCAAUAUAAAUGUCCUUGCUAUUGCUGUAGAGCUGAAAGGAAGGACACGUCACCCGUUUAGAGCCGCAAGCUCGAUACGGGUAGAGGUUCAUAUCUGGUGGGGGGUUUUGUGCCAUUUCUCCCUGUUUGGUGUUAAAUUGGGAUCAGCUAAAUGUAAAUGAAGAAUCUGAUCAUAAAUGGAAAAAACAAUUGAAAACAGUGUAAAACUCAAAAGUACACAUUGUAAACUUGAAGGAAAUAUUGAAAAUUUCAAAAAUAAAACUCAAUUUGAAAAAAUAUAUUUAAGACUUGAAAGAAAUAUUGAAAAUAUAAAAGAAAGUCACUCGCUGUCAAUCAUGUCCCAGUAGCCUAUGGGCUCAAAGCUCCACCCCCACAUAAAAUCAAGAUCAACUCGAGAAAAUGGAAAGUCUACAUUGAAAUUGUACAUUUAGGACCAAAGAGUCAGAGAAAUGGCAGCUUUUACAAAUAAACUUUUUCAUUUGGUAACAGUUAUACUUUUUUGAGUUUUUUUCAAUUCAAGUUUAAAAUUUCAAUUUAUUUUCCAAAUGUUGAUAUUUCUUUUAAGUUAAAAAUUCAUAUAUUUCAAAUUAAACUGUAUAAUUGUUCAAUGCCGUUUACAAUGUGUACUUUUCAGUUUAAGGUGGGGGUUGCUUUAUCCCAACAGCUCAGAUGAAGUUUUCUAACUGUUCAGAUUUUAUUUUUCUAAUUUACAUCGACUUCAAGCUGAUCCUGAUUUAACCCCACAUGCCUACUUUUUUUGAGGAGCACAGACAUGCUCACAUACUUGUGGUGGUGUUUUUUUGGGAAUCAUUUUGUGCAUGGUCAUUAUGUUUGUUUGCAUAAUGCCUAGUUUGCUAUAACACCUCCACAUAUCCCCUCUAGAGAAAGCAGCAUCAUUUUGUUACGAUGUUGUGAAGCACAGUGGACUUUCUCCUAUUCCAAAGAUGGGCAGUGAUCAAACACACAAACUGCUACAAACCCAGUCCUGGCUGGACAAGCUUUGAAACUUUGCCUUACGACGUGGGUCAGAAACUUCACUGUGUCUCGGGUCCUCUGAACGACGGCCGUCAUUGGUAUGAAAGAGUCUCAACUGUGAAUGUACUUCCUUUGCUAUGUUCAAGUGAUGUAUUAUAACUGGCUUUAAAAUAGCCUUACUAAUAAAUUUUUCUUCACUGAAA
Molecule: messenger RNA, 2666 nt
Organism: Oryzias latipes (Japanese medaka)
Lineage: Eukaryota; Metazoa; Chordata; Actinopteri; Beloniformes; Adrianichthyidae
Source: RefSeq, a predicted model, not a curated record